GAUCAGCGGAUAUGCAUGCCUCUCCAGCUUAUUACACCUGUUGGCUGUCGCACCCACACUCACUCAUUACACAGAUAUACGCUGUCCCUCAUCGCCGGCGUCGUAAUUAAGCUCACCGCCAUGGAUUCCGACGACGACGUCAGCAACCACAAGGAUUACCAGAUCCCUCCUUCUAGUUCUCCUGCCCUAGGAAACCCGCUAGUUCUAUGCCGGAAUCUGGUGUCGUCUCAGGCGGAGCUGAUCUCGAUCUCCGUCGUCAGCCUGGCGUCGCCUUUCCUCCGCCGCCUCCUGCUGGGGCUGCUGGUGGCGGCGUACGUCUGCAUCCUGCUGCUGAUGGUGAUGGCGGCGGCGGCUGUGCUGGGAGUGGGCCUGGUGAGGAUGGUGGUGGAGGAGCCGGUCGCCGUCCGGGAGAGCCUGCAGUUGGAUUACUCGGCGCCACACCCGACGGCGGUCUUCAGCUUCCGGAAGAUGGGCGGCGCCGCCGUGCCGGUCGGACAAACCCUCCAUGUCUCUUUGCUCCUUGUCAUGCCUGAAUCUGACUACAACAUAGACGUUGGGAUUUUCCAGUUGAGCGCUGAGUUGAUCUCAGUUAGAGGAGAGUUGGUUGCAAAAUCAAGCCAUCCAUACAUGUUGAAGUUCCGGAGCUUUCCGAUCCGGCUUCUUAGGACAUUUGUAAUGGGGGUACCGUUGCUGCUCGGUCUUACCUCGGAAACUCAGACUGCAGUCUUCCCGAUUCUCAAACACAAAGAGACAAGCUACCCUCGAACAGAUAAAGUCCGGAUCACCAUAAAUCCACGGGCGGGCGAGCCGGCCCUUCCUCAAUUAUACGAGGCGCAACUCGUGAUGGUGUCCCGGCUUCCGUGGAUGAAGGCGUUGAUCUACCGAUGGAAAUGGACAUUAUAUGUUUGGACAACCUUGUACAUAUUUGUCCUAUUUGUCAUGCUUCUUGUCGUGUUCUUGAAACCUCUCGUGUUCCCAGUUAUCGCAGCGCACCCUGUCGAGCACGAGCGUGAUUCCUCGUCGUUGGGAUUGGGGUUGGUGUCUCGAGAAAAGAUGAUGAUGCCGAGGAUGGGAGAGGAAAGAGGGGUGUCCGAAUCGCUUAGGAGAUGGCAACGGAGUAGGAAUAAAAGAAAAGCCGCACUUUUUCAAGGAUUGAUGGCGGAGGCGGAUAGAGUCGACUCCUCGGCUUCGAGCAUUGUGUGUAGCCCAAGCUUCGAAGAAGGCAGUGCCGAAUCGGAAUCGGUGUGUUUUAAAGAAUGAAGUGGCCAGACAUGAUAUGGUACCGUAUGUUUUUUUUUUUUUUUGCUUUUCGCGAAAGAGCUUUUAACUUUUAACGAGUCGAAAUAUGGUCAGUGAGCUUUUAUUGAA
Andrographis paniculata is the source of this 1368-nucleotide messenger RNA. RefSeq names its product seipin-1-like. Gene Ontology annotation, biological process: lipid droplet organization; lipid storage. NCBI's taxonomy places the organism in Eukaryota, Viridiplantae, Streptophyta, Magnoliopsida, Lamiales, Acanthaceae. The record is from RefSeq and is a predicted model, not a curated record. The transcript has 2 exons. The coding region runs from base 16 to 1260 and encodes 414 amino acids. Gene Ontology annotation, cellular component: endoplasmic reticulum membrane.